Molecule: messenger RNA, 1560 nt
Organism: Rhizopus microsporus ATCC 52813
Lineage: Eukaryota; Fungi; Mucoromycota; Mucoromycetes; Mucorales; Rhizopodaceae
Product: lysyl-tRNA synthetase
Exons: 7
Coding region: 1-1560 (519 amino acids)
Biological process (GO): lysyl-tRNA aminoacylation
Cellular component (GO): cytosol; cytoplasm
Molecular function (GO): lysine-tRNA ligase activity; ATP binding; tRNA binding
Source: RefSeq, a predicted model, not a curated record
AUGUUCCGAAGCAUAUUUAAGCGACAGCUAUUAUUAUACUCUAGACAAACACCGAAGCGAUAUUUGACACAAAAAGCAAAAGAUGUACCCAAGGUUAAUCAAUAUCCUCGCUUCAAGAUCAUACCUGAGACACACGGCAAAUGGAUAUCAGUAAGGGAUUUGGAGAGAUAUCAAACCUUGCUUGAGAAAGGUCAAAAAGCUGAACAAGACAUCGUAACAUUGACAGGCAGGAUCAGUUCAAAAAGAGAAUCAAGUGCAAAGCUGGUCUUUUAUGACAUUGUACAAAAUGGGGAAACUGUCCAAGUAGUCGCCUCACGUAACAGAUUUAAUGGAACACCUAAAGAUUUUGAAGAGGCUAAUAGACAGUUAUCGAGAGGAGACAUUGUUUCCUUUACAGGAGUUCCUGGCAAAACAAACCAUGGACAGCUUAGUGUAUUUGUAACAAAGGAAAUGAAGGUUCUUACACCUUGUUUGCGUGAUAUUCCUCUAUCUGGUCUUAAAGAUCACGAAAAACGAUUUCGACAACGACAUUUAGAUUUAUUGGUGAAUCCUACCUCUGUCAAUACAUUAAAGACUAGAUCCAAGAUUGUUCGAUACAUUAGAGAUUUUUUUGAUAGUCGAGGCUUUUUAGAAGUAGAGACACCUGUCUUGUCCACGAGUGCUGGCGGUGCUAAUGCUCGUCCAUUUGAAACUCAUGCACACGCACUAGAUGUAGAUAUGCAGCUUCGGAUUGCCCCAGAACUUUACCUUAAGAGACUGGUCAUAGGAGGUAUGGAUCGUGUCUAUGAAAUUGGGAAACAGUUUAGAAAUGAAGGCGUUGAUGCAGACCACAACCCUGAAUUUACAACAUGCGAGUCUUAUCAGGCUUAUGGAAAUCUGGAGACCCUGAUGAGUGAUACGGAAGAGCUCCUUUCGGGGAUGGUAGCUGAAGUGUGUGGCAAUAAACCUGUAAUGACCAAGACAGGACAUAUGGUUGACUUCAAAAAGCCUUUCAACAGAAUCAAUGUGAUGGAAAGGCUAUCAUCUGUUCUAGGAACUUCACUUUCUUUCUUGGAUUCUCCAGAUGCUUUGGAUCGACUAAUAGAGAUUUGCAAACAGUUGAAAGUACAUCCAUCUGAACCACUCACGACCACUCGUAUACUUGAUGAACUAAUAUCAAUGUACAUUGAGCCAGAAUGUGUGCAACCCACGUUCUUGUAUAAUCACCCUCUUGCUCUUAGUCCAUUAGCCAAGGAUGCAAUUGAUGAUAAUGGACAAAAAUUCGCUGCUCGAUUCGAGUUAUUUAUUGGAGGAAAAGAAAUAGUGAAUGCCUAUGAAGAAUUAAAUGAUCCAGAAGAACAGCGUAAACGGUUCAAAGAGCAGCUUAAAGAGAAAGAUUUAGGAGAUGUGGAAGUGCCAUUACCCGAUAUGGACUACUGUGAAGCUUUAGAGUAUGGCUUACCUCCUACAGCGGGCUGGGGAAUGGGUAUUGACCGAGUAGUUCAGUUAUUGACUGGAGCUAGUCAUAUUAGAGAAGUCUUGGCUUUCCCUCUCAUGCGCCCAUUGAAUGCCAAGGAAUAA